This is a messenger RNA of Tetrapisispora phaffii CBS 4417, 2538 nucleotides long. RefSeq names its product serine/threonine/tyrosine protein kinase RAD53 (gene RAD53). Gene Ontology annotation, biological process: DNA damage checkpoint signaling; DNA replication initiation; protein phosphorylation. The coding region runs from base 1 to 2538 and encodes 845 amino acids. The transcript has a single exon. The record is from RefSeq and is a predicted model, not a curated record. Lineage: Eukaryota; Fungi; Ascomycota; Saccharomycetes; Saccharomycetales; Saccharomycetaceae. Gene Ontology annotation, molecular function: protein serine/threonine/tyrosine kinase activity; ATP binding; DNA replication origin binding. Gene Ontology annotation, cellular component: nucleus; cytoplasm.
AUGAAUGGAGGCACACAACCCACGCAACAGGCAACACAAGCAACGCAGAAAUUUCUAAUAGAUAAAUUCUCCCAGGAACGAAUUGAUGAUAAUAUUGUUUGCAGAGUCAUUUGUACUUCUGGUCAAAUCCAGAUCCGAGAUCUAAGAGCUGACAUAGAUCAAGUAAUUAAAGAGAAGCAAUCCAUAAAAAAGGUUUGGAUUUUUGGUAGAAAUCCCAAAUGUGAUUAUCAUUUGGGAGACAUCAAUAGGCUAUCAAAUAAACAUUUUCAAUUGCUUUUAGGAGAAGACGGAAAUUUACUUAUCAAAGAUAUAUCAACAAAUGGAACAUGGUUGAACGGUGAAAAACUAGAAAAAAAUAGAAAUCAAAUAAUAUCACAAGGUGAUGAAAUAACUGUAGGUUUAGGUGUAGCAUCAGAUGUCCUUUCAUUAGUACUCUUCAUCAAUGAUAAAUUUGCAGAAAAUUUGAAAAACUACAAGAUGAAUAAAUCAAGAGCAAGUAUGGAUAAUGGUAUAGAAGCUGGAAGUUCAUCGAAAUUUCAAUCAUCAAAUAUUAAAAGUAUAAAACCGUUAGGUAUAUUCAAAGAUUUUACAAUUAAAGAUGAAGUUGUAGGACAAGGUGCCUUUGCAAUUGUUAAAAAAGCAGUAGAGAGAAGUACUGGUAAAACAUUUGCAGUUAAAAUUAUAAGCAAAAGAAAAGUAAUGGGGAACAUGGAUGGUGUUACGAGGGAGUUAGAAGUAUUGAGGAAAUUAGAUCAUCCAAGAAUAGUCAGAUUAAAAGGAUUUUAUGAAGACGAAGAAAGUUAUUAUCUGCUGAUGGAAUUUGUAUCAGGAGGAGAUUUAAUGGAUUUUGUCGCAGCCCAUGGAUCAGUUGGGGAGGAUGCAGGCAGGGAAAUCACUAGACAGAUUUUAGAAGCUGUGAAAUAUAUACAUUCCAAAUGCAUUAGUCAUAGGGAUCUAAAACCUGAUAACAUUUUAAUUGAACAAGAUGACCCCGUGUUGGUCAAAAUUACUGAUUUUGGUCUAGCCAAAGUACAAGGAAAUGGAACUUUUAUGAAAACAUUUUGCGGUACACUUGCAUAUGUUGCCCCUGAAAUCAUUAGUGGUAGCAAUAAUUUAGAAGAAAAUGAAGAAAGGAAUGAAUAUUCCUCGUUAGUUGAUAUGUGGUCGAUAGGCUGCCUUGUAUAUGUAAUUUUAACAGGUCAUUUACCAUUCAGUGGAUCUACUCAAGAACAGCUUUACAAACAGGUUAGAAAUGGUUCUUAUCAUGAAGGUCCUUUAAAGGAUUUCCGAAUCUCAGAUGAAGCUAGAAAUUUCAUUGACUCACUUUUACAGGUAAAUCCAAAUGAUAGACUCUCAGCAGAAAGGGCUUUACAACACCCCUGGAUUAAGAUGGGGUAUUUGAAUCAAUCAUAUAAUGGGAGCAAAACAGAUAGCCAAUUAUCACAGGUCUCAUUAUCACAGUCGUUAUCACAGCAAAAAAUAUUAGAAAGUAUGGAUGAUGCGCAGUAUGAAUUCAUGAGACAACAAAAGAAAUUACAAAUGCAAAAGAUCAAAGAAGAAGAAGAAAAAGAAGAAGAAGAAAAAGAAGAAGAAUUUUCCGCAAGUCAAUUCAAAGGAUUUAAAAUACCAACUAGAGCACCAGUUCAAUAUAUGCAACCUAGAGCCACAGAGUUUCAACAACAAAGGAGAAUUAAAAAGAAUAAUAACAAUCUAUUUUUGACGUUACAUCCUCUCGAGGAAAGUUCGAUUCAGGAAUCAAUUGAAAUAAAACAAGGUAUUAAUCCAUUUUUCAUUGGCAGAACUGACGAUUGUAACUGCAGAAUCGAGGAUAAUAGAUUAUCUAAAGUUCACUGCUUCCUUUUAAAAAAUAGACACAUCGUUGGUAAUAGCUUUUAUGAAUCACCUGCCCAAGGUUUAGAUGAUAUUUGGUAUUGUCACAGUGGUACUAACGUGAGUUACAUAAACAAUGUCAAAAUACAAGCCGGUUACAAGAGGUUAUUACAUGAUGGUGAUGAGAUAAAGAUCGUUUGGGACAAGAACCAUAACUUUGUAAUAGGAUUCAAAGUUGAAAUCAAUGAUACCGUAGGUCUAUUCAACGACGGUUCUAAACCAGAUAACGCUAAUGAUCUUCAAAUUGUUCCACAAAGGGCAGACGAGCAGAAUUUAGUGACGAGAUUAAUGCAGAUGAUGUCCAUGAAGAGGGCUAAUAACAGGCAAAUAUCUUCCCAACAAGAUGUUGGCUUACCACAACUACAACGAAACGAAAGUGAUCAUACGAACGACAGAGUUCAAGAUAUUGUCGCACCUUUGAGCACCGACGACCAGAAUCUUAUGGACCGUUUGCAUCAAGAACCUGAAUUUUUAUCUGAAUCUGUAACUCCAGUGAAACAAGUAGACGGUAAUACUAGUAACAGUAAUAAAUUGAGAAGAGUUCAUUCUGUUAGUUUAUCACAAUCACAAAACGACCCAAAUAAAAAGGUGAAAAGAGCCAAAUUGGAUCCAACUGAGAAAAAUGCUGAUAAUUUACAGUUCAUUUAA